Messenger RNA from Poecilia latipinna (sailfin molly), 467 nucleotides. RefSeq names its product epididymis-specific alpha-mannosidase-like. NCBI's taxonomy places the organism in Eukaryota, Metazoa, Chordata, Actinopteri, Cyprinodontiformes, Poeciliidae. Gene Ontology annotation, cellular component: lysosome. The record is from RefSeq and is a predicted model, not a curated record. Gene Ontology annotation, molecular function: alpha-mannosidase activity. The transcript is spliced from 2 exons. Bases 96 to 419 code for a protein of 107 amino acids. Gene Ontology annotation, biological process: mannose metabolic process.
GCUUUUUACAAAACAAUAAUAAGGACAUGAGGAAGUGUUGGUGAACACUAGGGAGCUCAUCGCCAAAGCUCCUGUCGCCUUUUUGAGCUGACAAAAUGCAUCUUUUAUCCCUCAUCGUGUUCAGUUUUUGGUUCAGUUCGGGAAAAACGUUCGGAGAAGAUCAGCCCAUUCAAACAUUUGUGAUUCCUCACAGCCACAUGGAUGUAGGCUGGGUGUACACCAUCCAGGAGAGUAUGCACGCCUAUGCGGCCAACGUGUACAGCAGCGUGACGGAGGAGCUGUCAAAGGUGAAGGAGCGCAGGUUUAUCUCUGUGGAGCAGGAGUUUUUCAGACUGUGGUGGGACUCAGUGGCCUCGGACACUCAAAAGAAACAAGUAUGGACACGUAUCUACAAUCACAUGAUUAGCUAUCUGUACUGACUAGAAGUGCGACGCUGCAUAUUUUGGUGUCUGAUUCGAUACCAAGUA